AUGGAGUCGGUAUGGAUUACACAGGAAAGUUCGAAUUACAUACGUGUCACUGGAACAAAAGAAUAUUCUCCACCAGCUAUUACUAAACUUGCGAUUUUCUAUAUCGGUGAUCAUCAAUGCGAAACGACGGUGAAUGCUACAGGAAGAAAUAGCCAUAGAAAAUUUGCUUAUUACCGACGGCAAAUUGAACAUGGCUGGCAUCAAGCUGGCACACGCGAUCGUAGUAGAGAUAAAGGUGGGAAUAUUAAUUUAGAACUUUUCGUUUACGAAGAAGAUGAAUACGAAUGGCUUCAUACUUAUUUCACUCGACAACGAUUACAAAUAUUAAUUGUAGAUGAUUGGAAACAAUGA
Molecule: messenger RNA, 351 nt
Organism: Adineta ricciae
Lineage: Eukaryota; Metazoa; Rotifera; Eurotatoria; Adinetida; Adinetidae
Source: the annotation of a GenBank genome assembly